Eubalaena glacialis (North Atlantic right whale) is the source of this 2821-nucleotide messenger RNA. It is a transcript of the gene PRDM1, whose product is annotated as PR/SET domain 1. The record is from RefSeq and is a predicted model, not a curated record. Bases 140 to 2509 code for a protein of 789 amino acids. NCBI's taxonomy places the organism in Eukaryota, Metazoa, Chordata, Mammalia, Artiodactyla, Balaenidae. Gene Ontology annotation, molecular function: DNA-binding transcription repressor activity, RNA polymerase II-specific; histone deacetylase binding; RNA polymerase II cis-regulatory region sequence-specific DNA binding. Gene Ontology annotation, biological process: cell fate commitment; regulation of transcription by RNA polymerase II. Gene Ontology annotation, cellular component: cytoplasm; nucleus. The transcript has 7 exons.
GGUCUGGCGGCCAUGACCCCAGGCGUCCUGGGACAGAGGACUAGGCGCCCCCAACGUUUUUCUGCCGUGAGAGGCUGCCCCUAAGUGUAACUCCAGUGCUGUGAAGGUUCCAGGGUUGGCAGAGGGGACUGAGGGGACCAUGAAAAUGGACAUGGAGGACGCAGACAUGACUCUGUGGACAGAGGCUGAGUUUGAGGAGAAGUGUACAUACAUUGUGAACGACCACCCCUGGGAUUCUGGCACCGAAGGAGGCACUUCGGUUCAGGCAGAGGCAUCCUUACCGAGGAAUCUGCUUUUCAAAUAUGCCACAAACAGCAAAGAGGUUAUUGGAGUGGUGAGUAAAGAAUACAUACCAAAGGGGACACGUUUUGGACCUCUAAUAGGUGAAAUCUACACCAAUGAUACAGUUCCCAAGAACGCCAACAGGAAAUAUUUUUGGCGGAUCUAUUCCCGAGGGGAGCUUCACCACUUCAUCGAUGGCUUUAAUGAGGAGAAGAGCAACUGGCUGCGCUACGUGAACCCAGCACACUCUGCCCGGGAGCAGAACCUGGCUGCCUGUCAGAACGGCAUGAACAUCUACUUCUACACCAUUAAGCCCAUCCCCGCCAACCAGGAGCUUCUUGUGUGGUAUUGCCGGGACUUUGCGGAAAGGCUUCACUACCCUUAUCCUGGAGAGCUGACAAUGAUGAAUCUCACGCAAACCCAGAGCCAUCCAAAGCAGCAGAGCACUGAGAAACAUGAACUUUGCCCAAAGAAUGUCCCGAAGAGAGAGUACAGCGUGAAAGAAAUACUAAAAUUGGACUCCCACCCCUCCAAAGGGAAGGACUUCUACCGCUCCAACAUUUCACCCCUCACUUCGGAAAAGGACGCGGAUGACUUCCGGAAAAAUGGGAGCCCCGAGAUGCCCUUCUACCCGCGGGUGGUGUACCCGAUCCGGGCCCCUCUCCCGGAAGACUUUCUGAAAGCUUCCCUGGCCUACGGGAUGGAGCGGCCGCCCUACAUCGCGCACUCCCCCAUCCCGUCCUCCACGACGCCCAGCCCCUCGGCGCGCAGCAGCCCGGACCGGAGCCUGCACGGCAGCCCCGGGAACACCGUGUCGCCGCGGGCCCCCGGCUCCCAGGAGCACCGCGACCCUUACGCCUACUUGAACGCUCCGUACGCCGCCGCCGCCGCCGCCGCCGAGGGGCUGGGCCCCUACCCCGGCUACGCGCCGCCCCCGCACCUGCCGCCCGCCUUCAUCCCUUCCUACAACGCGCACUACCCGAAGUUCCUGCUGCCCCCCUAUGGCAUGAACUGCAACGGCCUGGGCGCCGUGGGCAACAUCAACGGCCUCGGCAGCUUCGGCCUCUUCCCGAGGCUGUACCCCGUGUACGGCGGCCUCCUGGGCGGGGGCGGCCUGCCUCCCCCGAUGCUGGCGCCCGCCUCCCUCCCCAGCUCGCUGCCCUCGGAGGGGGCGCGCCGCCUGCUGCAGCCCGAGCACCCCCGGGAGGUGCUGGUGCCCGCGCCGCACAGUGCCUUCUCCCUCCCCGGGGCGGCCGCCAGCCUGAAGGACAAGGCCUGCAGCCCCACCAGCGGGUCCCCGACGGCCGGCACCGCCGCCACGGCCGAGCACGUGGUGCAGCCCAAAGCUACCUCAGCGGCCGCGGCGGCCCCCGGCGGCGGCGACGAGGCCGUGAAUCUCAUCAAGAACAAAAGGAACAUGACCGGCUACAAGACGCUCCCCUACCCCCUGAAGAAGCAGAACGGCAAGAUCAAGUACGAGUGCAACGUCUGCGCCAAGACUUUCGGCCAGCUCUCAAACCUGAAGGUCCACCUCAGAGUGCACAGCGGAGAACGGCCUUUCAAAUGCCAGACUUGCAACAAGGGCUUCACUCAGCUCGCCCACCUGCAGAAACACUACCUGGUACACACGGGAGAGAAGCCACAUGAAUGCCAGGUUUGCCACAAGCGAUUUAGCAGCACCAGCAAUCUCAAGACCCACCUGCGACUCCACUCCGGAGAGAAACCUUACCAGUGCAAGGUGUGCCCCGCCAAGUUCACCCAGUUUGUGCACCUGAAACUCCACAAGCGCCUACACACCCGGGAGCGGCCCCACAAGUGUGCCCACUGCCACAAGAGCUACAUCCAUCUCUGCAGCCUCAAGGUCCACCUGAAGGGGUAUUGUCCUGUGGCCCCAGCCACGGGGCUGCCUCUGGAGGACCUGACCAGAAUCAACGAAGAAAUCGAGAAGUUUGACAUCAGCGACAAUGCCGACCGGCUGGAGGACAUGGAGGACAACGUUGACGUGACCUCUGUGGUGGAGAAGGAGAUUCUGGCCGUGGUCAGAAAAGAGAAAGAAGAAACUGGCCUGAAAGUGUCUUUGCAAAGAAACAUGGGGAAUGGACUGCUCUCAGGAUGUAACCUCUACGAGUCAACAGACCCGUCCCUCCUGAAGUUGCCUCACAGCAACCCACUACCUCUGGGACCUGUAAAGGUCAAACAAGAAACAAUCGAACCAAUGGAUCCUUAAGAUUUGCAGAAAACAAAAGAUGUUUUGUCUUCUUAACUUAUGACUUGGUGAGUCAGGGUGUCUGUAGCAAAUGCUUGUACAUAAUUCCAGUUCUGCAAAGCUCUCCUGACGGCAGAUGGUUUCCCCUCACCUCUCUGGAAUUAAAGAAGGAUCCCCAAAGUUACUGAAAUCUCAGGGCAUAAAUGAGGGAAAGACAAUAUAUAUACAUAUUAUAUAUACUUAUUUACACCCCCAUCUAUAUAUUUGAACCUGUGUAUUUUGAAUAUUUGUGUGGAUAUGUUUGCAUAGCCCUCCCAUUGCUAAGACUAUUGC